Molecule: messenger RNA, 391 nt
Organism: Amoebophrya sp. A120
Lineage: Eukaryota; Dinophyceae; Syndiniales; Amoebophryaceae
Source: the annotation of a GenBank genome assembly
AUGAAGAGCGGCUGGUCGACGGCGUCCUCGUCGAAAGAACACGAAGUGGAAAAAGAACUACACGACCAACAACUCCACCCUGCUGGUGAAGAAGACCAUGAAAACCAUGGCCGCGCGAGCUUUGACUCGGCGCACCACGAUGAGAAUUUUCCCGGCGCACGAACGAAUGCGUCUUCGCACCUCGGGGACCCGGACUGGGAUUUUUUAGACGAGCAAUUUGUGCUAGUGUCCUCCGGAAAACAUAUCAAUUCGUCCUCGACUUCCUGUUCUCACUCUCAAGGCGCACCACCUCCAGGUUUCCACACGGGCAGAUCCUCCGCCAGCCACCAUAAUACCUCGGACGAGGAGGAGUUUUUUUACAGCGGGAGUGGAGGUCCUCACAGCAGGAACA